Messenger RNA from Aedes aegypti (yellow fever mosquito), 1252 nucleotides. It is a transcript of the gene Ublcp1, whose product is annotated as ubiquitin-like domain-containing CTD phosphatase 1. Gene Ontology annotation, molecular function: protein serine/threonine phosphatase activity; protein binding. Bases 148 to 1137 code for a protein of 329 amino acids. The record is from RefSeq and is a predicted model, not a curated record. NCBI's taxonomy places the organism in Eukaryota, Metazoa, Arthropoda, Insecta, Diptera, Culicidae. Gene Ontology annotation, biological process: protein dephosphorylation. Gene Ontology annotation, cellular component: nucleus. The transcript has 2 exons.
UACACCGUCAUCGCGCAAAAAGUGCAUCACAAAGCCCGGCCGCCGAGAAUGCACCGUAUUUAUACCAACAACAACCGCAAAAACGAUAAACAGGUGAAAUUUGCAAUCGGCAAAGUGCGUGCUUAAAAUUCGAAUUCCCCCGCAAAAAUGGAGCCCCCGGCUUCGAAGGAGAUCAAAAUCAUCGUCAAAUGGAGCGGCAAGGAGUAUCCGAUCGAGGAUCUGACGGAUUACGAUACGGUUGCGGUGCUAAAGCACGAAAUCUUCAAGAAGACACAGGUGAAGCCCGAACGGCAGAAGCUUCUCAAUCUGAAGUACAAGGGCAAAUUCGCGACGGAUGAGGUACGUCUCGGUCUCCUGGAGCUGAAGGCCAACUUCAAACUGAUGAUGGUGGGCUCGCUGGAGGCAGACAUCGAAGAAGCAUCAUCAAAGCCCGACGACAUCGGGAACGUUGUGAACGACUUGGACAACGAUGAUGACGAGAAGGUCCCACUUGAGAACAAGGAAGUCUAUCUGGCCAAAAUCAACAAGCGUGUUCGGGACUACAAAAUCAACGAGCUGAAUCCUCCGCGAGAGGGCAAACGUCUGCUGGUGCUGGACAUCGAUUACACUUUGUUUGAUCACCGAUCGGCUGCCGAAAAUGGAGCAGAGUUAAUGCGACCUUAUUUGCACGAGUUUCUGACAUCCGCCUAUCAGGAUUACGACAUUGCAAUUUGGUCUGCCACAUCGAUGAAGUGGAUUGUAGAGAAGAUGAAACUGUUGGGAGUCACGACUCAUCCCGACUACAAGCUGGUAUUCAUGCUGGACUCGGAGGCGAUGAUCACAGUCCAUUGUCCGGUGCGAGGAGUUAUAGAAGUCAAACCACUCGGGGUGAUUUGGGGCAAGUACAGUCAAUAUUCGUCCAAGAACACCAUCAUGUUCGAUGACCUGCGGCGAAACUUUCUCAUGAACCCCAAGUCGGGCUUGAGGAUCAAACCUUUCGCAGAGGCGCAUUUGAACCGUCACAAGGAUAAAGAGCUCCUGAAGUUAACCAAGUAUCUCAAAGAUAUCGCUGACAAUUGCAACGACUUUAACGAGCUGAACCACAAAAAGUGGGAAAGCUACAAACCGAAGAAGCGUCGUGAAACGACUGACGACUAGGGGAAGGCGAAGGUUUGCCCGGAUGCAGAGGAUGGCCUUAUUCCAUGAAUGCUUUAAUUGAUUACGUUUCGAUUAGUUAUUGGUUACAAAUAAAAGGUACUGCAUUUAAAUUCUA